AUUUUUUGAAAUUACCCCCUUGCGCGGUCCCGCCGCUCGUGCACUCAGCGUACCUUUCGAGCAAAUUCAACGAGCGACCGAGAAUCAGUAUCUGUCGUCUGUGUCUAUAUAUAUAUGUGUGUGUGUGUGUAUGUAUUGGCGUAAAUGGCGAGCCUUCGAUGCGCUAUGCCCAGAACCAGUGAGGCCUUGUACUGUAUACUGUCCUUUCGCUUACAGAAACCCAUACGAAAACUUGAUCCGUUUCGGUCAGUACCCACGGCUCAAGUUCUUCACCGCUUUUGCUGUGGCGGAGCAGCUGUUUCUGUUGCCAAACAGGGCCGACUGCUCACUAGCCAAGAUCUCGUCGCCUUGGAGUAUGCCGACCUCAAUCUCUCCGGUAAAAAUUCCGAGUCCCAUAUAUUUAAAAUGUGGAACCAAGUGGUCAAGGUGUGCUUUUUGCAGGACUUAGGUCAUGUACGAAUCAGGCAGCAUGUCAACCCUCUGAGUGCUUCAUUCUCUGCGCCAGCACAGGUGCCAGACUGGAAUAAAGUAUACAAGGACUCAACAUUGCCACUUAUGGUGGACAUAGGGAGUGGUAGUGGCAGGUUUCUCAUGUGGCUUGCAAAAAGAAACCCACAUUCCAUGAAUUAUUUGGGAUUGGAUAUACGGCAAAAGUUGGUUAAGCGUGCCGAGCACUGGGCAAAAGAGCUGGCAUUGAGUAAUAUAUAUUUCAUGUUUGCGAAUGCCACGGUUUCUUUCAAACAACUUGUAACCAUGUAUCCUGGACCCUUGAUGUUGGUGUCCAUACUGUGUCCAGACCCUCAUUUCAAGAAAAGGCAUCAUAAACGAAGGGUCUUGCAGGAGCCUUUGGUCAAGUCUAUUAUAGAUAACUUAAGUCCAGGGGGACAGGUAUUUAUACAAUCGGACGUGCUGGAUGUGGCAGUAGACAUGAGAAAUAAGUUUGAUGGGCUCUGUGAUGAGCAUGAGCUCCUACAACACAUCGACAGAGUCGACAGCAGCAUCCCCUGUGACGAGGAGGGCUGGCUAUUGGGUAAUCCGAUGGGAAUAAGGACCGAGAGGGAGAUCUAUGCAGAGUUUGAAGGUGCAAAAAUUUAUAGAAGGCUGUAUCAGAAGAGGACUUGACUCCUCUUUUGUGUGGGAAAGAUAUUCAGUACAAAGCUGUUACUUAGUCAACGUUAUAACUUUAAUUACAAAAUAGCUGUUUAAUUUUGUGUU
Diospyros lotus (date-plum) is the source of this 1215-nucleotide messenger RNA. RefSeq lists its product as uncharacterized. The record is from RefSeq and is a predicted model, not a curated record. Gene Ontology annotation, cellular component: tRNA methyltransferase complex. Gene Ontology annotation, biological process: RNA (guanine-N7)-methylation; tRNA methylation. The coding region runs from base 145 to 1122 and encodes 325 amino acids. Lineage: Eukaryota; Viridiplantae; Streptophyta; Magnoliopsida; Ericales; Ebenaceae. The transcript has 8 exons. Gene Ontology annotation, molecular function: tRNA (guanine(46)-N7)-methyltransferase activity.